Capsella rubella is the source of this 603-nucleotide messenger RNA. RefSeq lists its product as uncharacterized. Lineage: Eukaryota; Viridiplantae; Streptophyta; Magnoliopsida; Brassicales; Brassicaceae. The record is from RefSeq and is a predicted model, not a curated record. The transcript has a single exon. Bases 116 to 583 code for a protein of 155 amino acids.
UACAAAGCAACCAAAGCCAAAAGAGAACGAAUCUUUAAAAACCUUUUUUUUAUAACUAAACCCAAAAAAAAAGAGUUUUAGUUUCAUUUCUUCUUCUUUCUUGUUCUUCUUGAAAAUGGCGACGAGCAAGUGCUACUACCAACGACCAAGCCACCGUUUCUUCACCAACGACCAACACGUCAUCACCACCACCGCACCGUCCGAUUUCGAGCUAGACGAAUGGGAUCUUUACAACACCACCACCGGUUCUGAUUCCUCUCCUAGUUUCACCUUUAGUGAUCUCACUAUCACUUCCGGUCGAACCAAAACUAACCGGAAAGCUGCUGCGUCUUCUUUACCGGUCAACGUACCGGACUGGUCAAAGAUUCUUGGUGAAGAGAGUAAAAGACAGAGCCAUGAGGAAGAAGAAGAAGAAGAAGAAGAAGAAGAGGGAUGUGCACGGCGUGUUCCGCCGCAUGAGUUGAUAGCUAACCGGAGAAUGGCUUCGUUCUCGGUUCAUGAAGGUGCUGGUAGGACUUUGAAAGGAAGAGAUCUGAGUAGGGUUCGUAAUACUAUUUUUAAAAUUAGAGGGAUCGAAGAUUAAUUUUAUCUUUUUAGUGAAAA